Molecule: messenger RNA, 1192 nt
Organism: Pygocentrus nattereri (red-bellied piranha)
Lineage: Eukaryota; Metazoa; Chordata; Actinopteri; Characiformes; Serrasalmidae
Gene: isoc2
Product: isochorismatase domain containing 2
Exons: 7
Coding region: 214-807 (197 amino acids)
Cellular component (GO): cytoplasm
Source: RefSeq, a predicted model, not a curated record
CACGCCCAGAACCCAAUAACAGCGGAGCUCAAAGCGGGCAGAAUGCGCUCGGACGAGCCCCGAACUCCCGGUUCCGCGUCUCCAGAUGGGCAGAAAGGGGUCCUGGCUGCUAGCGAAGCCCACCGAGCGAUACAAAGACCCACCACAGUGCUGCUGAGCUGCUCCUCCACCAGGUUCUGCAGUCAGCUGUGAAGAUCACAGGCCUUUGCUGAUAUGGCAGGAAUAGGAAGACUCUCGGCCAGAAGCUCAGUGCUGCUGCUGUGCGAUAUGCAGGAGAAGUUUCGGCCCACCAUCUUCCACUUCACCAACGUUGUGAGCAAUGCAGCGAGGCUGCUGCAGGCUUGUCGGAUCCUGGCUAUCCCUCCGAUUUUGACCGAGCAGUACCCUAAAGGUCUGGGCCCCACCGUCCCGGAGCUGGGGGCCGAGGGUCUGAAGACUCACACCAAAACACGCUUCUCCAUGCUGACCGACACCGUAGAGGAGGAGCUGAAAAGCCUGGGGAACCCAAAGCAGGCCAUACUCUGUGGCAUUGAGGCCCAAGCCUGCAUCGCGUGUACAGCCUAUGACCUGCUGGAGAGAGGGAUGGAGGUGCACAUUGUUGCAGAUGCUGUUUCGGCUCGAAGUCAGACGGACCGCUUGUUUGCUCUGUCGCGGCUGAAGCAGAGCGGCGCGUUUCUCACCACCACAGAGGGAGUCCUGCUGCAGCUGGUGCAGGACGCGAAGCACCCCAACUUUAAAGAGAUCCAGAAGCUGCUGGCCCAUCCUUCUCCAGACACCGGGCUCCUGGCCUUCUUCAGCUCGCUGUAGGACUGCAUGCACUACACAGCAGGACGCAGCAUUAUCAGUUAGUGCUGCACGCUGUCACAGUAUGCAAAUGAGCCCUGGGUUUUACUGUGAGCCGUGAGCCUCCUGAACCAAUCACAGCUCAGCUUCUGUGGACAACAAUAAACAUGAAUGUGAAUCAUUGUACUCAUAUGUAAUGCAGGUCAUUCUUCAGUCAUGUCACAUCCAGCGUGAUUGUAUUGCUUCAUAUCAUCAUCGCAAUUGUUUUGGUCUCUGUUGCGCACUAAGAUUCAUUUAUCUGUAUCAAAUCAAGUUUCUUUUUGACAUCGAACAAUUGCACUCUCGAAUGCACUGCAUUGCGUACUGUAUAUGCAUUGUCAACAAUACAGUAAUAAAUAGAUUAAACAAA